Molecule: messenger RNA, 1676 nt
Organism: Lates calcarifer (barramundi perch)
Lineage: Eukaryota; Metazoa; Chordata; Actinopteri; Centropomidae
Exons: 6
Coding region: 1-1341 (446 amino acids)
Source: RefSeq, a predicted model, not a curated record
AUGGCGAAUAAAAAGGUCAGAGAUUUCUUUGCUUGGACCGACGACGAGGUGGAACUGUUACUGAAGAAACGUGAUGUCUCUGGGAGUUGGACCAGCGACGUGGUGGAGGCUGUGGAACCAGUCGCUGGCUUGCCUGACACUGGGUCUUUGUCCAUGCCUAGUGGGGAGCGAGUUGCAGAGGAUGCUGCAGAGAUGGCGGAGAAUCAAAAACAAAGACUCAGUGCUACUGUGAGUGGCUACAGGAGGGAGAGACUGAGGAGAAAACUUCCCUUGGAUUCGGUUGCACAGGAUCUUCAGCUAAAGAGGCGGCUUCUUCAGCGGUUAGACGCCACUGAGAAUGAAUUUGUACAGAAAAUGGGUCACUGGUCAUCUUUGAUGGAUCGUCUGAACUCGAAUAUUGAGCUGCUGGUGCAGCAUAUUGUGGGUGCAGAUGGUUGGUGUAAGUCAUUGGUCGAGGAUGCACAGAGUGAGGAAGAGAGACAACGCAACGGUUCACCAGGUGGCCCCUUCAUCACAGCAGUCAUACACACUGAUCCCCCUCAGGAGUCAGGUGUCCCCCUCAUCAAUGGAGGUAUUAAAGAAGAAAAUGGAGAGGAGUUCAUGUAUAGUGAUGGAAGAACAGAUGGACAGAGAGAAAUCAAAGCAGAAACAGGAAAUUCUUCUAGACCUUUAUCUGCACCAGCUGCCUCAUCCCCAGACAUCAAGCUUGACAUUGUUAGUAAAACUAAAGACAAUGAAUCAGUCAGCAGUCACAAUGCCAACCUCAGUAUUUCCCCUGUGCUGUUACUCCCUGUGACAGACACAAGUUUUGCUGGUGACAUGAUAGCUGACUGGGAGAAAGAAGAUUUUGAAUCGAAGCAUUGUGGAAAAAAGAAAGAAUGGAAGAGAGAAGAGCAUCUCGACACGUCAAGCUCUGAAGUCAGUGUUCAGUCUAUUGCAACUGUAAAUUUCAGAGACAUCAUCUCAAACAGAGCAACCACUCAGCAGGGUAUUAAAGAGGAAAGAAUAGAAGCAAUGAGCCCUUCCACUGAACCUCAGAGUGUGCUGGGUGACUGUCAGUAUGAUAACCCAGGGCACACAGAUGCCACCACCCUUGGCCACGAUGCAACACAAUUACAAGCGAUGAAGCUAGAGAUGAGGGAUUCCCAAACAACACAAGUGUCAGACAGCAUUCACUCAUCAGUCAUGGAGGAGGGUCCGUCCUCUAGGCUCUCUGCUAACAUAAAUCUGGAUACAAUGGACCUUGAUCAGUUAAAGAGAGAGAAAAUAAAAAUGCAGUUGAAAGUAUUAAAAUUACAAGAGGAAUAUUACACUCGGAAACUGGAAGAAUUUAAAAAGUGAAAUUGUUCUCCUGUAAAGUGGUACAAACCUGCAUGGUAAGCAUACAUUCAAGCACAUUGUUUGAGUUGAUUGAUUGAUUAAUGAUAUAUAGGUAUAUGAUUAUGAGAUGGGAAAAAUAACAAUGCAAUCACUCAGGGAUCACAGAGGCUUUACUUUAUUGAUUUACAAAAAGCAUUUGAUGCUUUGAUUUUAUAUAUAUAUAUAUAUAUAUAUAUAUAUAUAUGAUACAAUGAUACACAUUGUAUUUGUUAUAUGAAUCUGAUUCUAGUAUAUUACCAAGGUUCUUGGACUCAUCAAUACUGUUUUGUUUACAUAAAGAACCAUGAUGGAAAUUA